Somion occarium is the source of this 1523-nucleotide messenger RNA. Lineage: Eukaryota; Fungi; Basidiomycota; Agaricomycetes; Polyporales; Cerrenaceae. The record is from the annotation of a GenBank genome assembly.
GCUGAUGGCCAUCUUGGUAUAUUGUAAUUUCAAGAUUCAUUUUGUUUCUGCUCAUCUCAUUUCUAACACCUGCCAACUGGGUCAAGCGAUGUGUUCGAGGCUUCUAACCUACGGCUCCGGGAGUUUCUGUAUUGUCAAGUAAUUUCCACCCCGCCACGGUCCGGCGACAUUGAAUUCGUCUACUCCCAUUGACUCUCACGCACAAGAUUUGCCGGGACCGAUCACAUGAAGUUUACCGAACUUGUCGCCCUCAUGACAUGGAUACGUUGCCCGCAACGGAUCAGAGACCUGAGUCGCUACUUCCCUCAUUUACAUAUUCCACAAAUGAAGCGGGCCGUCUAGACGGGUUGAGGCCAUUGAUUUCUUAAACUCGAAGUCGUGAGCUAUGGAGGCAUGUGCAAGAUGCGCGAUGGAGCGGACAUCGCUGGUAACUGACAUUUCAACUAGGCUCUGUAGACUAUAAGAAGCGUGCGGGGUCAGUGCUCGUAAGUUCAGCUUGCCGGCGAGACCUGUUGACCUCGCAGAACGCUUAUAUUACUCACAAUGUUCAGCGAGAGACUCUUGUUCUAUGUCCUCCUGCUCCCAUUUUUCGGCCUCCUCUCUCUUGGAGCACCUGCCCCCGGACCUGAACCAUCACUCAGCGAGCUCAUCGCCCGCCAGACCGUUGACACUUCACAGCACUGUGGUCAAUGGGACAUCGUCACUGCGGGUCCUUACACUAUGUUUCUAGACCUUUGGGGUGCGGCCGGUGCUACCUCGGGAUCUCAAUGCUCCCAAAUUACGAGUGUGAGCGGUAGUACGAUCGCGUGGAAGACGACUUGGACUUGGGUCGGUGGGAAUGGAGUGAAGAGUUUCUCGAAUAUUCAGUUGAAUGAGGGCAUCAAUAAGCAGCUAUCGCAGAUUAAGAGUAUGCCUUCCACCUGGAAAUGGUCACAGAACACUUCAGGCUCAGUCGUUGCUGAUGUCGCUUACGACCUCUUCACAUCGAACACUGCGGGUGGCUCUAACGUUAAUGAGAUCAUGAUCUGGCUGGCAAACUUCAACGCAGGACCUAUAUCCGCCGUCUACAACUCUGAUGGAACACCUCAGGCUGUAGCAUCGAACGUGAGCAUCGCUGGUCAUACGUGGAACCUGUACACUGGUUCUAACGGUGCCAACAAUGUGUUCUCGUUCUUGCCUACGAGCGGAACUAUUAUGAGCUUCGGCGGAGAUUUGCUACCAUUCUUCACUUACCUCACGCAGCACAACGGUGUCAGCACUUCACAGUAUCUGGUCACCGCGCAAGCUGGUACCGAGCCUACUAGUGGUUCGGCCACUCUGACUACGUCUGCCUACAGCCUCGUCAUCAAUUGAAGCUUCAAUUAUGAAUGGGUAGGCAUCCUCGAAUAGUCUAGCAUUCUGUACAUGGUCAAUAUAGUGUAGAGACUCGAGACUUAUGUUAACCCACUGCUACAACUUGAACUUUUUGUCUGAGUCGAGCGAUCGCCCUGGACGUGUCUUGGCACCCCGCGAUCAAACAUCAC